This is a messenger RNA of Colletotrichum navitas, 3658 nucleotides long. RefSeq lists its product as uncharacterized. The record is from RefSeq and is a predicted model, not a curated record. Gene Ontology annotation, molecular function: protein binding. Bases 119 to 3205 code for a protein of 1028 amino acids. The transcript has 8 exons. NCBI's taxonomy places the organism in Eukaryota, Fungi, Ascomycota, Sordariomycetes, Glomerellales, Glomerellaceae.
ACAAUUACCAUAAUUGCCAGAGAAGUCAUCCAUUGUCGAACCCCGGCCUUUCAAAAACAUCAUCUCUUGAUGGUAACCGCGCUCCACAGAGGACGUCAAGUCAACCGCAUUGGAGACGAUGGACCCCCUCAGCAUCACGGCGUCGACCAUCACCGUGAUUCAGUCGCUCAUAGCGGCCUACGACACGAUCAAGCACAUCAAAGACCUCCCCAAGGCCUUUGCCGAGGUGGGACGCAACCUCCCCUUGGUCAAGGAGACGCUCGACCUCGCGCAGCAGGCCCUCGACGCCGACAGGCCCGACGAGGAUGUCCAGGGCGCGAUCCAGCCCGCCCUCGCCGAGUGCCUGAAACGGGCAAGGACCAUCAAGGACAUCUUUAGCGAGAUCGAGCCCGGACGCCAGAAUGAGAAGGGCGGCGCGAGGGAGUGGUCCGUCUUCGUCCGCUUCUACCGGAAGAAGGUCGUGCCGUUCGGCAAGGCGCACAAGGUCGAGGCUCUGAUGCGGGACAUACUGAGCAAGCUGAAGGUGCUGGCGAUCCACCACGUCUUCAAGGCGCACGCCGAGUCCCUCGGGCAGAUGGAGAAGCUGGAGGGCGCCAUCAAGGCCCUCGCCGAGGUCGAGCCGUCCCUCCCGGACUCGGAGUUCGACGGCGGGUCCGGCACGAACGUCACGCAGAACAUCUCCGAUAGCGGACGGGGCCUCGUCUCGACCGGUGAACGCUCGGAGAACACCAUGGGGGACACGACAAAGUACCAGUCGGGGGGCGGGCCAAUGAACUUCGUGUAUUACGGUCAUGACACAACGCGGGCCGAGUGCGAUCCUAAGUCCAACCCGGUAGAGUGGCUGAGGCACGUCUCGAAGCCGCUUGAUUUCGAAAAGACCCAUGCCGAAUCGUUCCGGAUUGCCCAGAGGACCCCCAAGGCCGGCCGCUGGUUUCUGAAAUCCACAGAGUUCAAGGAACAGUGGUGCGACGGCAGCUUGCGGAAGCUGUGGUGUCACGGGAUUCCGGGCACGGGCAAGACUGUGUUGUCGUCCAUAGUCAUAAACCACCUCCGGGCUCGCUUCUCGUCGAACCCCGAGAUAGCCUGCGUCUUCAUCUACUUUGACCACAGACAGCACCAAGACCACUGCCUGACGAAGCUGCUAUGUAGCAUGAUACUCCAACUGUCGCGCGGCGCGAAAAACCUAUCCGCCAAGGUCCAAGAGGCGCACAGCGCUUGGAGAAGCACCCAGCAGACGCCGUCCGAGCGCGACUACCUCAAGAUGCUCAAGUCCCAGGCGAAAGGCUUCAAGACGAUUUACUUCGUCGUGGACGCGCUGGACGAGUGCCUCGACGACGACCUGGAAACCAACACCCUCAACGGCUUCCUGGGCGUGUGCCGCGAGCUCCCCGACAGCUUCAAGCUGCUGUUCACGUCGCGGCCCGUCAGCAAGUUCAGGACCCUGAUCGACCCCGGCUGCGAGCUACCCAUCACCGCCCACAACGACGAUAUCAGUGCAUACCUCCACAGCUUCAUCGAAAGCCGCCCCCAGCUGAACGGGAUAGUUGAGAAGGGGUGCAAAGCGGACCCGUCAUUCAGGGCCAAGGCUUUGGCGACCAUCACGGACAAGUCCCACGGAAUGUUCCUCCUCGCGCAUUUACACAUCAAAUCUCUGGCUUCCACUCACAGCCUGGCCGGGUUCAAGAGCGGAUUGGCCCAGCUGUCCACAAGUCCGGAUGCCGUAUACGCGACGGCCUUGGGUCGGAUCAAGAAUCAGGACAGGCCCCGGAGGGAGUUGGCGCUGAAGGCGCUCAACUGGCUGGUGAAUUCGGAGAGGGAGCUCUCUGUCGACGAGCUGACGCAUGCCUUGGCCAUCCACAACGGCGCCGAGGAGUCCAGGUCUCCGGCGUGGCAACUACCCAGGGCCUCGGAUAUCGCCGGCAUCGAAGACGCGCUUAUAUCAGCAUGCGUCGGCAUCGUGGUCGUCCUCGCCGACAGGCUGACCGAGCCGCGUACGGACGAUAUUUGCCGAGAGUACCCCCUCUACGGCUACGCCGCCAAUUUCUGGGGCGUUCACCUGGACAAGGCGACGGGGCCCAAGGGGGGAGACCUGUACAAGCUGGCCUGGCGCUUCGUCUCGGACAGGCCCCGGCUCGACGCCGCGGUGCGCGCCAUGACCGACCCCCGGGUCGCGCACGAGGCCAACGUGUCGGGCGUGCACGUCGCCGCCUUCUUCGGCCUCGAGAAGCUGGUCCGCAAGGCCAUCGCCAACGGCAGGGACAUCAACCUCAACGCGCAGACGCGGCGCGGCGAGACGCCGCUGCACUGGGCGGCGACCCACGGACGCCGGACCUUCGCCGAGUUCCUCGUCCGCGAGGGCGCCGAGCUCAACGUCCCCAACGCCGACAGGCGGACGGCCCUGCACAAGGCCAUCAUGGGCGGCGGCGACGGAGCGCUGGUGGACGCGAUCCUGGCCGCCAGCGGCCUCAACCUCGAGCUCGAGGACGCCGAGGGCUACACCUGCCUGCGGUGGGCGGCUGCGGUGGGCGAUGCGUUACCGCCGCGCGACCACCGCAUGGCUGCUGAUCCAGGCACGGGCGGACGUCAACAGGACGGACAACCAGGGCGACCAGCCGCUCCACGCGGCGGUGAGGGACUGCUGCGGCCCGGGAGACGGCGGUGGCGGUGGCAAGGCCUCGAAGAGUCUCCUGUGGCUGCUGCUGGAGAGCGGAGCCGACGUGAACGCCCGGGCCAAGGGGGACCACGGCCAGACGCCGCUGCACCUCGCCGCCUCGGCCGGGCGCGGUCCGGUCGUCUGGCUGCUCCUCGAGAACGGAGCGGACCCGAGGCGGCUGGAUUCCCGGAACCGCACGCCACUGCACUGCGCCGCGGCGAGCGGCGACGUGGAAGUCUGCCAGAUGCUGCUCCGGAAAGACGGCGACUACCUCGUCCACGCCGCGGACCAGCACGGACAAACACCGCUCCACGUCGCCGCGAUGGAAGAGAACAGCAGCAGCGCCGUCAUCGGAGUGCUGCUGGAGCACGGCGCGGACCUACGACGCGUCGAUUCAAAGCGACGCACGGCUCUCCACUGCGCCAUCCAAGGCGAGCAUGUAGAGGCCUGCCGGGCCCUAGUCCAGAACGCUGGGGAAGCCAGGGAGGCACUCUUGCUCGCAGUGGACGACGAGAGGCGGUCGCCGCUACACCAGGCGGCGUCUUGGGGUAACCUCGCCGUCGUCGGCAUGCUCCUUGACCAUGGCGCGUCCGUCGACGCCCGCGACCAUCGGGGAUGGACGGCUCUGCACGUGGCAGUCUUCAAAGGGUACGAGGAGGUCGCCGACCUCUUGCUGCGAAGCGGGGCCGAUAUACACGCCGUCGUCGCCAGGCGAAAGAGGACGGCGAUGCACAUCGCGGCGCAAGCUGGGCACGUCGGGGUCGUCGAGGCGCUGCUGCGGCACGGCGCCGUAGUGGACGCGCGGGACGGCAGAGGGGAAACGCCCAUGAAUCUCGCCGUUGCCAAGGGCCACAGAAAGGUCCGAGACUUCCUGAUCGAGCGCGGAGCUGAAGCACAGAGCCUGAACGGCAGCAAAGGCUCGGCGCCGGUUCAUCAGCAGGCCGUACCUAUCGAGGCUGGGGUGACGGAGACGGUCUACGCGGUCAGUGAGGAAGAGAGGGUCGA